Messenger RNA from Triticum aestivum (bread wheat), 1757 nucleotides. Its product is annotated as neurogenic locus notch homolog protein 1. Gene Ontology annotation, molecular function: protein binding. The transcript is spliced from 11 exons. Lineage: Eukaryota; Viridiplantae; Streptophyta; Magnoliopsida; Poales; Poaceae. The record is from RefSeq and is a predicted model, not a curated record. Bases 280 to 867 code for a protein of 195 amino acids.
CCCCCCCCCGCCGGCGACGCCGACGACGCCGAUGAGAAGGGCCUCAUCAAGGCGGCCGCGGACGGCAACCUCGGCCGGCUCAAAGGUAUUGUAAAGCGUCUUACCAGAGGAAAUGGUGACCGGUCGACGAUUUUUUCUUUCAACAACAAUGGACUCUCUGUGUUGCAUAUCGCGGCAAGCUGUGGCCAUCUGGAGAUUUGCAAGUAUUUGGUGGAGGAGCUCAAGGGAGAUAUAAAUGCUCCUGGAUAUGGAGCUGCAGCUUUAGGUGCGACUCCAUUUAUGGGGUCUGCUCAGUCUGGUGAUGUUGCUGCCGUCAAGUAUUUUCUUGAUGGUGGCGGUGAUGUAACGAAAGCAGACGACAAAGGACAAACAGUUCUCCACCAUGCUGUGGCUGCAGGAUGCUGCAAGGUAACAGAGUUCCUCCUUUCAAAAGGAGUGCCGGUCGACAUAAACUUCGGCCGUGGAACACCAGCCUUUCUGGCUGCUGUAAAUGAGCAGGAUAAGACAUUGAAGAUUUUGUUGGACCACCAUGCAAAUAAAGAAAUCGAGGAAAAAAUGAAAGAAGAUGGCAUGGACUCCUCUAAUUGGAUUGUCCCUAGGAAUCCUGAUGUCAUGGAGACUACUGUUCAAGAUAUACAGAUUGUGGAGGUGACUGGUGCGGUGGACCCUGGGUUGAAGACCUCAUGCAGCUAUAUGGACAAGAUUGAGGACAAGGCCAAGAAACUGGCUAGUAAGAAAAAUCUGGAAGGGCUACAACAAGGAGAGGACGCCAAAGAGCUGCGCACUGGAGCUGAGAUGAUCAGGACUAGCACAUUGCAGCUUAUGAAGAUGUGUGGUGCUGUCAAGCAACCAAUCCAAGGUGCCUGACGUUUUCUGGAGUUGCGCUGGAUGAAGAGCUGCCGGGCGCGCGAUUUCGUUGCUGUCUCUUCCCGGAGAAGAUAGCUUUAUGCUUGUUUGACACUCGGCUGUGUUUUGAUACUUAGUAUGAUCUUUUGAGAAAUGUAAUAGGCUAGAUGGUAUGACGUGCUAUCCAGGUUUUCGCCCCAUGAUACUCGUUUCGACGGCGAGCGAGUAUGGUGGGUUUCCUGGUAGUGCUUGAACUCGCUAUACCUCUUUCCCUUCUCCUGUCUUUCUCGCUUGAACUGGUUGUAUUUCCGUUCUUUGCAAUGGAAAGGGGUAAAGCCCGGUUCAAUUUUUUUUUGCACAAAUAGUUUUAAGUUGAGGAUUAGGAUUUGGAUGGUCCACUUACUAUCUGAUCCCCUGAAACACCAAACACAUCAGUAUUAUAUGAUGGCAAGCUUUUAAAUUAGGAUAUCCUUUUCAUCUCAAAAAUAAAAUCUCGAGUUAUCAUGCCACCUGUGUUUCUUAAUACACGAUACCUUCUUUCAGCCUAAUGUCAUUGUCAGCGGUAUGGUAAAUCCUCUGUGUAUGGCUCUUGUUUACCAUUCAUUGAAGUGCAUGAAGCUACUCAUUAAGGCUGGUGCCGAUGUUAAUUGCAAGGGUUGUGCUAUGACUCCUUUGUUGUUUGCUACGGCGCAAGGAGGUUAUACCAACUACAUUCAGUUCCUAUUGAAGGCUGGAGCAGAUCCUAAUAUUCCUGAUGAUUUGGGUAGGUUGCCAAUAGAGAUUGCUGCGUUACGUGAUUGCAAAGAAGAGGUUGACAUGUUGUUUCCUUUGACUUCCCCAAUUCCAAAUGUCCCAAACUGGAGUAUUGAGGGAGUAAUUUCUUAUGCAAAAAUUGAAGAUAAAAAGCCGAU